UUAACCAGUUUUUUCAAGUAGAAUUUUGAGCUCUUUUCAAUAUACCAUGUCGAAAUUUUUUCGGAGUUAUGGAAAGACCCUACAGAAAUAUCCCAUUGUGGUACAAUCCAUUCAAGUUGGUUUUCUUAUGAGUGCUGGUGAUGCGAUUGCACAAAAAUGCUUCGAACAACGUGUCAAUGAAAAACCCUUCGAUUAUGAGAGGAACAGGAAUUUUUUAUUACUGGGAACCUUUAUUAUUGGGCCCUCUUCAAGUGUGUGGUUCUCUGUAUUGGACCGUUAUAUAAAAGGGAGACCUGCAGAAAGAGCUAUAAAAAAAGUAAUUUGUGAUCAAUUUAUAUUCGCUCCUUGCUUUUUAGCGGUAUUUCUCAUGCUCUUGGAAACUAUGAAACGACGAUCGAUUACUGAAGCCAGGAAAGCUGUAGGUGUAUAUUAUUUUGAUAUUUUAAAGGUAAACUAUGCUGUUUGGCCUUUUGUACAGCUUUGCAAUUUUUAUUUGAUACCAGUGAACUAUCAGACUCUAUUUGUCCAAUGUAUCGCUUUAGGCUGGAAUAUUUAUAUUUCCUAUAAAAGUCAUGCAAAAUAAAAUGUAAGGAUUGA
Molecule: messenger RNA, 597 nt
Organism: Coccinella septempunctata (seven-spotted ladybird)
Lineage: Eukaryota; Metazoa; Arthropoda; Insecta; Coleoptera; Coccinellidae
Product: protein Mpv17-like
Exons: 2
Coding region: 47-583 (178 amino acids)
Cellular component (GO): membrane; cytoplasm
Source: RefSeq, a predicted model, not a curated record